AGCGGCGUUGGCAACGGUCCCAGCGGCGUUGGCAACGGUCCCGGCGCCGCCACCGGGCGCCCUCCGCCGCCGCCCCGCAGCCAUGAGCAGCCCCGAGCGCCGCACCGCGAAUCGGUGGAGGGGCGCCCCGGGCCGGGCGAGGCCGGGCCAGCCCCCUUCUCCCCCAGCCCCCGCGGACCACCCUGGCAGCUUCGCCGUCGUGGGGCGCAGCUGCCGCCUCCACUCCCGGCUGCCGGGUCGUGAUGGCAGUGAGACCACGGCCCCAUGGAGCAGGGAUGCAGAGGGGAGUCCUGCAAUGAACCAUCAUCCAAGUCACCCAACUGAUGGUCCCGCCUGCACACCGGUACAAAGAGCCCUGCUGGGGCUCACCAUCCCCCUGGAGACGCUGCAGGUGCUGAAGAACCGCAUGCUGCAGGCCAUGGGCGAGGGGCUGAGCCGCCAGACACACGCACAGGCCAGCGUCCGUAUGUUGCCCACCUACAUCUGCUCCACACCUAACGGCACCGAGAAGGGCGAAUUCCUGGUGGUGGAACUGUGCCAGAAGCACGUCCGGACCCUGUGGGUGACCCUCCAGGGCGACGGCAACCAGUCCCCCCAAGUGACGCAGAAUAUCUUUGACAUGCCAGAGGACAUCCCACAGGGCACAGGGGAAGCGCUGUUUGACUUCAUCGCGCAAUGCGUGCAGAAGUUCCUGACUGACAUCAGCAGACUGGAGGAUCACCUCCCCUUGGGCUUUGUCUUCCCCUUCAGCUGCAAGCAGACACGCCUGGACAAGGCCGAGCUCAUCUCCUGGUCCAAGAACUUCAGCUGCAGUGGUGUGGAGGGGAAGGACAUUGUGGAGCUGCUGCAGUCGGCCAUCAACAAGCAGCUCAAAAAUGUGGAGGUCGUUGCCCUGAUGAAUAACACUGUGGGCACCAUGAUGACCUGCAGUGUGGAGGGAAAACCUUGCGAGAUCGCCUUGGUCGUGGACCAGGGCACCAACAGCUGCUUCAUGGCCGAAGCAUCCCUGGUGGAGACGGUAGAGGCCAGUGGACGGAUGUGUGUCAGCACCGAGUGGGGCUGCUUUGGGGAUGAUGGCAGCCUGAACGAUGUCGUGACGCCCUACGACCAGCACGUGGAUGAAGAAUCCUCCAAGCCAGGGGAGAGGAGGUUUGAGAAGCUGGUGGGCACCCUGUACCUGGGGGAGAUUGUCCGGCACACGAUGAUCGCCCUGGCUGCAGAGAAAGCGGUCUUUGUUGAGAGCAAUAUCAACAUCCUGAAGACCAAGGGUGUGCUCAGCACCCAGCAGGCCAUGGAGAUCAUCGAUGAGGAGGAAGGCAUGGCCAAGGCAAGGAGCCUUUUGGAGGGUCUGGGACUUCGGCCGAGUGAGCCUGACUGCUGCCGGAUGCAGCAGGUCUGCCGGGCGGUGGUGAGCCGUGCUGCCGCGCUCUGCGCCACUGGGCUGUCCGCCAUCCUCACCUACAUGUGCCGCAGCCGGGAGCUGGAGUGCUUGACGGUCAACGUGGGGGUGGAUGGUGACUUGUACCAAGGCCACUCCAGGUUCAGAGAGAUCCUGGAGAGUGUGACAGCACUGCUGGCUCCCGACUGCAAGGUCACCUUCGUGCCCACAUUGGAUGGGACUGGGCGGGGGGCAGCCAUAGUGACAGCGGUGGCUUUGCGCCUGGUGGCCCAGCGCCGCGAGGUGGAUCAGGUGCUGGCCCCGCUGCGGCUCAGCCGCGAUGACCUGAAGCGUGUCCAAGGACUGAUGAGGCGGGAGAUGGACCUGGGGCUGGGCCGGGAGACCAACCCCACCGCCUCUGUCCGCAUGCUGCCCACCUACGUUCGCAACACGCCCGAUGGCGGCGAGCAAGGCAAAUUCCUGGCGUUGGACCUGGGGGGGACAAAUUUCCGGGUGCUGAUGGUGGAGGUGGGAGCAGACGGCAUCCGCAUGGCCAGUGAGAUCUAUGUCAUCCCAACCGCUGUCACACAAGGCACCGGCGAGGCGCUCUUCAACCACAUCGUGGAGUGCAUCAUGGACUUCCAGGUGAAGCAGGACCUGGGGGAUCAGGUCCUGCCACUCGGCUUCACCUUCUCCUUCCCCUGCCAGCAGCUGGGCCUGGAUAAGGCUGUGCUGCUGACCUGGACCAAAGGCUUCAGCGCCUCAGACUGCGUGGGGAAGGACGUGGUCCAGCUGCUGCGGGAGGCUGCCCAGCGCAAACAGCACUUAGGGCUGAAGGUGGUCGCCGUGGUCAACGACACGGUGGGAACCAUGAUGUCCUGUGGCUAUGAUGAUCCCAAAUGUGAAAUUGGCCUCAUUGUGGGGACAGGGACCAACGCCUGCUACAUGGAGGAGAUGCACAAUGUGGGUACUGUGGAGGGGGAGCAGGGCCGCAUGUGCAUCAACAUGGAGUGGGGGGCCUUUGGGGACAAUGGCUGCCUGGAUGACAUCUUCACUGACUUUGACCUGGUGGUGGAUAAGAAAACAAUCAACCCGGGCAAGCAGAGGUUUGAGAAGCUCAUCAGUGGCAUGUACCUGGGCGAGAUCGUGCGCCACAUCUUGCUGGCACUGGUGGACAAACGGCUCCUGUUCCAUGGCAAGCCCUGCCCCAAGCUCCAGACCAACAACAUCUUCCCAACCAAGUUCCUCUCCACCAUCGAGAUCGAUGGGCUGGGCCUGCGGAAGGUACAGGCCAUCCUGGAGGACCUGGAGCUCCAGGCCACCUUUGAGGACAGCACGCUGGUGCGGGAGGUGUGCCAGACCGUGUCCAAGCGGGCAGCCCAGCUCUGUGCCGCCGGCCUGGCUGCCGUGGUGGAGAAGAUGCGGCAGAACCAGGGCCUGGACCAGCUCGUCGUCACCGUGGGGGUGGACGGUACCCUGUACAAGCUGCACCCAUGCUUCUCCCAGCAUGUCCAGCAGACGCUGAAGGACCUGGCACCCAAGUGCAUCGUCACCUUCAGGCAGUCGGAGGAUGGCUCGGGCAAGGGGGCUGCGCUCGUGGCGGCCGUGGCCUGCCGCGAGGUUAAGCUCUAGGGACAGCCGCCACUGCCAUCAAUAAAGCACUGUGUUCCA
This is a messenger RNA of Columba livia (rock pigeon), 3049 nucleotides long. RefSeq names its product hexokinase 3 (gene HK3). NCBI's taxonomy places the organism in Eukaryota, Metazoa, Chordata, Aves, Columbiformes, Columbidae. The record is from RefSeq and is a predicted model, not a curated record. Gene Ontology annotation, cellular component: mitochondrion; cytosol. Gene Ontology annotation, molecular function: glucokinase activity; fructokinase activity; ATP binding. The transcript has 20 exons. Gene Ontology annotation, biological process: intracellular glucose homeostasis; glycolytic process; glucose 6-phosphate metabolic process. The coding region runs from base 83 to 3010 and encodes 975 amino acids.